This is a messenger RNA of Klebsormidium nitens, 897 nucleotides long. The record is from the annotation of a GenBank genome assembly. NCBI's taxonomy places the organism in Eukaryota, Viridiplantae, Streptophyta, Klebsormidiophyceae, Klebsormidiales, Klebsormidiaceae.
AUGGAAGGUUUUCUCCAGCAUGUCAGGUCUCUUCGGAUGCAGAUCUCAGAGUAUGAGGACAAGGCGGCAGAAAUCAGCGCCAGAAAGCAGCAGGAGCAGACCGAAAUAACUUCAAUCCAACGGGACUUGGAUCGAAUCUCAUGGGAGAUCAAGGAGUGUUCACAAACAACGGAGAAGUUGUUGAACGAUUCUGGGACCAUCGGCCGCACGAUCCUGGCGGCACAGCAGGAGCAGCUGCAGGCGGAUCUGGAUGUCGCAUCUUUGGACCAGGCAAUAGAGUUGAUGAAGACGGGUCUUGAAGCUGAUGCGAUCAAGCAACGCUCGAAGGAACAAGAGUUGGAUACGGCCUACGAUGGCAUGUUGUCCCAGCUGGAGGAUUACAAGAUUGAUGAAGUGAUUGAGAACCUGACGAGCAAUGUCUCUGAAAGCGAUGGCGGGAACACAGCUUUGGCUGACUCGUCCAAGGAACUCCAAGAUCAGCUAAGGAGAGCGCGAAGCGAACAAGCUCGAGCGACCGGCGAGAAGGCUUCGGUUGAAAAACAGUUGCAGGAUUUGGAGGAGGACGCACGAACUCUUGAGGAGCAGAUGAAGGAGGUGAACGUGGAUGUCAUCGAAGUCAUCAGGCAGAUUGAUGGUCUACCGGACCACGUCAGGAUGUUUGCCAGCGAUGAUCAAACGGCGGCCUUGCUAGAAGAGAUGGAGGGGGUGGCGGAGGACAAAGGCCAGGAGAAGCAGUACGCUGCAGACUGCCGCCAACGCCUCGAAGUGCUGCAGGCUGACCAGGUGCUGGAUUGCCCCUCCUGCGGGCACCAAUACGAGCUCAAAGCUGCCGCAAGACCGCUUUGCACUGCGGCAGAGGCGAACGACGAGCAACUUGUGACUCCGAUGGAAGAUUAG